AUGGCGGCAUUGGACGGUGCACUAUUUGAGUUGCCAAGGUUGCGGGUUUCUUUUGGGUUUGAGAAUGACACCCGGUUUCUAGGUCACGAUGACAAUGUAGCAGAGUUUUUCGACGUCAAAUUCUGUCCCUAUCAACCAUUGGACCGUGAUCCGGUGUUCGCGGCCGUCAGCAAGAAACACAUUGUUGUUUGCAAGCUGUCCCAAAACAGUGGUGAAUCAAACCCUUGCGAAGUCAUAAACAUCAUACGCGAUGAAGAUGACGAAGCAACCGGUUGUUGCUGCACCUGGACAAAAGAUCCUGUUUCCGGCACCCCGUACAUUUGCGUUGGGGGUGUUGAUGCAAAGGUCAAGAUUUAUGACGUCUCAGACGGAAGACUGGUCGAGUGCUUCGUCGGACACGGAGGAGACGUCAAUGAUCUAGCUACAUCACCUGUGAACUCGUCCAUUAUUGCUUCGGCUUCGGACGACACCAGUGUCCGCCUAUGGAGUCUCGAUCCUAUCCAUAAGGAACAGCCCUGCCUCUGUAUUCUCGCGGGUGAAGGUCAUUCCUGGAAUCUACUAUCCGUCGCCUUCCAUGAUUCUGGUCGAUACAUUCUUUCCGCCGGACAUGACCAAAUAAUCAACCUGUGGACUGUCCCAGACUUGCCCACAGACGCCAUUACAACCCCUCUUCAGGUUCAUUAUCCUCAUUUUUCCACGUCCGCGGUCCACAGUGGAAUAGUUGACUGCAUCGCUUUCUAUGGAGAUUGCAUACUCUCCCGAGCCUGUCAUGACAAUGUUAUUGUGCUCUGGAGGAUUGAAGGAUUCUCUUCAGAUGGGCCGAUGCCACCACAGAGUGCAGCACCGACGCCACAAAACGUGGGCCCGACAAGCUACGAGGACCCAGGCCGCUUUACCAGGUCUGCAUUCGUGCCCGUCACGUCACCGCAAUGCCCCUCGCAAUACACGAGGUUGUUGGAGUUCCAUACACCCAACUGCGGGCCACAGUUCUUUAUGAGGUUCAAGCUUCUUCAUGUGCCCGACCUGAAUCCGGUAUUGGCCUUUUGUAAUGCUGCGGGGAAUAUAUUUUUCUGGGAUCUUCGCCGCCUCACGGUUUACCGGGAUGUGAUGGCAGCUCGGCUUGAUCCCCACCGUUAUAGGUCAAAGCCUGUUCAGCAUCCUAGUUGGCUGAAGCCAGUCAUCCCACGCCAGAGGGUAGAUGCGGCUGGCAGGGUCAAAGGCGUGGGAAGUGACAGAGAAUCACCAGCAUCCGGUCAAACCUGCGCUCCAGAAACAGGAGAGUUUUCUGCAGAAACCCUGGAGUCGUGGGCGUCGAGGUAUAGUAUGGAAGAUCCACACGAACCGCUUCGGGCUCACCGGACAGAGUCGUCAUCGGCGAACUUCGUAGGGAGACAGGCGGCGUGGAGUCCGGGGGGGGAAUGGUGCGUCGUGGUCGGAAGCUCAAACACGACUUUGGUCCUGCAGCGCUGGGCCCACAAGAUGCCUUCUCGGACGCUUUCAAGCCGACAAGCAUCGAGAUCUCAAUCCAGCUAG
Messenger RNA from Ustilaginoidea virens, 1533 nucleotides. RefSeq lists its product as uncharacterized. Gene Ontology annotation, biological process: negative regulation of transcription by RNA polymerase II. Gene Ontology annotation, cellular component: ESC/E(Z) complex. Gene Ontology annotation, molecular function: nucleosome binding; protein binding. Bases 1 to 1533 code for a protein of 510 amino acids. NCBI's taxonomy places the organism in Eukaryota, Fungi, Ascomycota, Sordariomycetes, Hypocreales, Clavicipitaceae. The transcript is spliced from 10 exons. The record is from RefSeq and is a predicted model, not a curated record.